Molecule: messenger RNA, 1170 nt
Organism: Phytophthora nicotianae INRA-310
Lineage: Eukaryota; Oomycota; Peronosporomycetes; Peronosporales; Peronosporaceae
Exons: 1
Coding region: 56-1093 (345 amino acids)
Source: RefSeq, a predicted model, not a curated record
CGGCAUUCAAAAACACAUCAACACUUCACUACGUCUCCCAAUAUCAACCGCAACCAUGCUCUCCUGGAAGACCCUAUCACUGCUUGUUGCGGCCGCUGUGGCCAUGAACGGCGUCACUGCCAUUGAGCAGGGCUACGGUGGUGGUGUGAAGUUGCCGUCUGCCACCACGGCGACACCCUCGGACCAGUCCGUCGUGCAGGAAUCACCGACUUCGGUGGAUGCGUCGUCAGCUCUGGACCAGAGCACCGAAACCAACCCGCCGUCGACGUCGUACCCUAGCAAGAGCGAUACAGCUUUACCGAGCGGCAGCGGCAGCAACGGGCUGUAUACGGGCAGCGCCGUGGAGGGUUCGUCCGAUAUCGAUCAGGGCACCUCGACUCCAACUCCCGGCAAAACGGGUAUUACCUCGAGCAAUUCCGGCAAUGACGACGCGUACACCGGCAGCGCCGUGGAGGGUUCGGCCGAUAUCGAUCAGGGCACCUCGACUCCAACUCCCGGCAAAACGGGUAUUACCUCGAGCAAUUCCGGCAAUGACGACGCGUACACCGGCAGCGCCGUGGAGGGAUCGAGCGCCAUUGACCAAGGUAGCAGCUCGGUUGCCUCGACAAGCGGCUCCAGUGACGUGACCGUUGGCAGCCAAGAGCAACAGGGUUCGUACGUCAGCAGCGCCUCAACGUCGUUUGCGGGUAGCUCUGCCACCGGCAGUGACGUUGCUGGUUCAUCAGCUAUUGAGACAAGCACUUCGGGUUCGGAGCCGUGCGAGGGAUCUCUGUCACUCGCCGGUAGUUCGAGUGCCAGCCAGUCAACACAAGGAUCGGCGACUCAGAACCAGGGCAGUGAUGAAACCACCCCGACCAGCGAAGCCGGCAGCGAGGCCACUACACCCACGAGCGAUGCUGGCAGCGCAGCCACGACCCCUACCAGUGAGGCCGGAAGCGAGGCUACAACUCCGUCGAGCUCGACCGGCAGUGACUCGACCGGCAGCGACUCGACCCCGACGCAGACAGGAGCGUCGGCUGCCACGGAGAGCAGCGGCUCGGCUACUUUUCCGAGCACGGGCACGAGCUGCAAGCUUCGUCUUCGCCGAAACUAGAUGGUUAGAUGUACCAGUCAGUGUGUGUGUAUUAUGAUAAUGGAUGUAAGUUUGUCAAUACAGACCGGUAUUCAGUC